Molecule: messenger RNA, 1819 nt
Organism: Hippopotamus amphibius kiboko
Lineage: Eukaryota; Metazoa; Chordata; Mammalia; Artiodactyla; Hippopotamidae
Gene: SLC5A7
Product: solute carrier family 5 member 7
Exons: 8
Coding region: 160-1731 (523 amino acids)
Biological process (GO): neuromuscular synaptic transmission; synaptic transmission, cholinergic; acetylcholine biosynthetic process
Cellular component (GO): axon; perikaryon; dendrite
Molecular function (GO): choline:sodium symporter activity
Source: RefSeq, a predicted model, not a curated record
GUGGAAGGGCUGAUAGCCAUCGUAGUAUUCUACCUUCUCAUAUUGCUGGUUGGAAUAUGGGCUGCGUGGAGAACCAAGAACAGUGGCAGUGCGGGGGAGCGCAGCGAGGCCAUCAUCGUGGGCGGCAGAGACAUCGGGCUGCUGGUGGGUGGAUUCACCAUGACAGCCACCUGGGUUGGAGGAGGUUACAUCAACGGGACAGCCGAAGCAGUGUAUGUUCCAGAUUAUGGUCUAGCGUGGGCUCAGGCACCAAUUGGAUAUUCUCUUAGUCUGAUUUUAGGUGGUCUGUUCUUUGCAAAACCCAUGCGUUCCAAGGGAUAUGUGACCAUGUUAGACCCCUUUCAGCAGAUCUACGGAAAGCGCAUGGGUGGACUCCUUUUCAUCCCGGCGCUGAUGGGGGAAAUGUUCUGGGCGGCGGCCAUUUUCUCUGCCUUAGGAGCCACCAUCAGCGUGAUCAUUAACGCAGAUGUGCGCGUGUCCAUUAUUGUCUCUGCGCUGAUCGCCACCCUGUACACCCUGGUGGGCGGGCUCUACUCCGUGGCCUACACGGAUGUCGUUCAGCUUUUCUGCAUUUUUGUGGGACUGUGGAUCAGUGUCCCCUUCGCGCUGUCCAACUCUGUGGUGACCGACAUCGGGUUCACAGCCGUGCAUGCAAAGUACCAGAAGCCUUGGCUGGGGACCAUUGAGCCGUUUGAAGUCUACACAUGGCUUGAUAGCUUUCUGUUGUUGAUGCUGGGUGGAAUCCCGUGGCAAGCCUACUUCCAGAGGGUCCUGUCUUCAUCCUCAGCCACCUACGCUCAAGUGCUGUCCUUCUUGGCAGCUUUCGGGUGCAUGGUGAUGGCUCUGCCAGCCAUACUCAUUGGAGCCAUUGGUGCAUCAACAGCCUGGAACCAGACUGGAUACGGGCCUUUCAGCCCCGAGGACAAGCAACAGGCAGACAUGAUCUUACCAAUUGUCCUGAAGUACCUCUGCCCCGUGUACAUUUCUUACUUUGGUCUUGGAGCCGUUUCUGCUGCUGUCAUGUCAUCCGCAGAUUCUUCCAUCUUGUCGGCAAGUUCGAUGUUUGCUCGCAACAUCUACCAGCUUUCAUUCAGACAAAAUGCUUCCGACAAGGAGCUCGUCUGGGUCAUGCGAAUCACGGUGUUCGUGUUUGGAGUUUCUGCAAUGACCAUGGCCUUGCUGACGAAGACGGUGUACGGGCUCUGGUACCUCAGUUCCGACCUCGUCUACAUCAUCAUCUUCCCGCAGCUGCUCUGCGUGCUCUUCAUCAAGGGAACCAACACGUAUGGAGCUGUGGCAGGUUACAUUUCUGGCCUUUUCUUGAGAGUAACCGGUGGGGAGCCGUACCUGAACCUACAGCCCUUGAUCUUUUAUCCUGGUUAUUACGUUGAUAAAAGUGGCAUAUAUAAUCAGAGAUUCCCAUUUAAAACCCUUGCCAUGGUGACCUCAUUCUUAUCCAACAUUUUCAUCUCUUAUCUAGCCAAAUACCUAUUUGAAAGUGGAAGCUUGCCACCAAAAUUAGAUGUAUUUGAUGCUGUUGUUGCACGGCACAGUGAAGAAAACAUGGAUAAGACAAUUCUGGUCAGAAAUGAAAAUAUUAAGUUAGAUGAACUUGCACCUGUGAAGCCUCGGCAGAGCAUAACUCUCAGCUCGACUUUCACCAAUCAGGAGGCCCUGCUCGACAUGGAUUCCAGUCCAGAGGGGUCUGGGACUGAAGAUAACUUACAGUAACCGCAUCUGCGUAAAACACUGCUUUCUCAUACGGAGCACUAUAGCAGGCUAGUCCUGGAAGGGUGGUUUGCAGCAUAUAAAAUAUAUU